UGUCACUCCGUCUAGAUCUCUAACUAGGGAUAAGAAAAAAAAUAACUGAACAGCUUCUUGAAACUUCCUCUCAUUUAUAAUACAUUAACACCGGUUUCGUCCAAUGUACAGAACAGUUUAUUGGAUCAGUCACAAACCGGUUUCGCAGUCAUUGCCGGUCUGCAUUUCACAAGUAGGUGACGAUGGACGAGGAUUAUUUUUAGACCUUUGAACAUCGACAAUUGAUAGCGACGUGAAGCUACUCAAUAGGAAAAUACGGCUUUUGGAUGAUAUGUGUAAACAUAAGAACAUGCUGGGAUUGAGAAAUGCAACUCUAGACAAGAAGUCAAGACUAGCUUAACACCACAAUCGGCUAUGAGCAAAAGCCAUUUAUAGUUUACUUUACGUGUUCCUUUCUUUAAAGCGCUAAUCUACUUCGCAUCACCGCGCAUGACUUUGGUCACAAUAGGAGGGCUGCAUGUGUCCCAUGAGGAUCAAAGCCAACGUCUACGAUGAUCUUUCUGACUUCAGCAGUCGAACUCAAAGAUGCGGACUGGAAGUAAUACCAUGCUACUAAGAAAAAGGCACCUCGGGUAUGGUGAAACUCUCGUUUACUUCUUGAGGUUUUGGUCAUCGAAAGAAGAUCACUUUAUGUUAACAUGAAUAUUCAUAACCUGGUUUGAGCUUUUGGUGGAUUGCGGAUUUAAGUAUAUUUCCACGCGAAAGAUGGCCAGUGACGAAAAGAUUCUCGACGAGUUACACUUCCUUUCCUGGAAAAUCGACACGUUAGAAAGGAAACUUGAAUCAAGUAUGUCUAUACAAAGGGACUUAACUGUUAGCUUACUCCAGGAAGACAGUUCAUUCGCCGGUUCAGUAUCACCGUUCAAGAAAUUUGAGCGGAGAAAAUUUUCCGGCUCAAGUUGUUCAGAAGCGGUGUCCAGCGACGAUGAACAUAACAGUUCACACCUGGAUGGCACAAACUUUUCGGUUCCAGAAAAGGAACCCGAACGCAGCACUUCAUAUCUUAUCAUACCCGUCGGCCGCUACAAAGACAAUGACUCUUGUUCAAUUUCAACGGAAAAACAAACUUUCAGAUGGUCAGAAAUGGAUGACAAUGCUUGUAAAUAUUUCACCUCUGACGACGCGCUGAACGGUGACAAAGACGGUGACUCAAAGGGAAAAUUAGAUGUAAACGCGAGGGAUUUGAAUGCUUGUGAUACCCCAAAAUCGUUUGCAAAUCAGGUAACACCGCCACCGAGCCAAAGCAGAUUUGAUACAAGCGGAAAACAAAUGUGUACUCAGUGGAAUGUACGUGUUUCCGAGAUAAUUCCUUCAGGAAACUGUUUACUUAGCUCAAGAGGAUCACAUUCCAUUGCCGACGAUCAAUUUGAAGAUCAACUUAAUGUAGGGAGCGCUUUUGACAUUAACUACGAUGAGGAGGAGAACUUAGACUUACCAAAUGGCAACUCAAGCUCUUAAUAUGGCCUUACGAUUGGCAUGACAACGGCAAAAGGGUUACCUCAAGGUGUUAGCUCUAAUCAUUUAGACUCAAAACAAGAUGUUGAUGAACAGAAUUAUCUACAAUUUUACAAUUCAGAGAAAUUUAAAAGCAACUUUUCAACGGGCGAAGUUGAGGAGAAGAGGGCUGAAGUGCAGCAAUUGAGGCCUUUGUUCGAAGAAUCAACAACUCAAUCAAGUCAUUCUUCCAAUGAGACAACAUUUGAUCAGAUUUACAAUCACCCUCCAGAGUCAACUGACUGUAACAAAGUAAAUUACAAACAGAGCUCGUUUGAUUUUACUUCUGAAAUCGAUGUUUGCAACCCGGAGAAGGAAAGUAAUCCUUCUUUUAACGUGAUUUGCAUUGAUUCAGAGUCAUCUGAGGUCGAUGAUAGAAACUGCGAUUUUGUUGACGUUGUGCGACGAGCUUCUUUGUCUUGUCAGGAGAAUCUUGACACAUCAAAUGCAAAUUGGGUCGAAGGAUUUGAGCAGCCAUCAUCGGCAAACAUCGAUCCAGAAAAGAAGCAAGCAAUGCCAGUUUAUUCCCUACCUGUGAAAAACAAAAAUUCCGAAAUGGAUGUUUAUUUACCUCAACAAAUGGAGCCAUUAUCGAACGGAAACCGCCGACUUCAACAAGGCAAAUUAAAUUGCAACGCUACUGCGAGUAAUAAGGUGAUUGAAAUGCAAAUAGGUGGCUCUCCAGAUGAACAAAGACACGAGCAUUCUUAUUGUGCUCGAAAACCAUUUGAAGUUGAGACUCUUUUAACAAACAAUGGAGCCAAUAAACAAAACGACAGCACGAGAAGUAGUACACACAACCAAGGCAUCCCGAGAAAUGUCAACAACUACGGCGACAGUUCAAGGGAGGCGCUGAAAAGAGUAAACAGAACAAAGCCCUCGCAGCGAGCGGUUGAUGGCCUUAUUUCACAGUUUGAGGACCAAGCUUAUUGCAUUGUCGGAUAUAGCAAUGAUUACAAAUUAAUUAACACUGAUAGCAUUAGAAGGACCGCUGUGCACAAACCAAAGACCAAAAUCUACCCAGUACCCCCUAGUUAUGAACAAGUUAUUGAAGAACGUGUCCGUAUUCUAACGCGAGGACCACGCGCGCAUUUAGGACAAGAAUUGUUCCAGAACUACCUCCAGACAGAAGGAAAGUCAUAUGUUGAUGGCACACAAACGAAAUUUCGUUUCGGUUCAGAAAGCAGAUCUUCUGAGCCGUCAAUGUCAGCUAUAAGUGACGACGUGUUUUUUGACUCCGCACCAGAUCCAAUUUCGGUCAACCAAACGUCAUCCAAAAACCAUUCAGCAACCUACGAUGUAUCAGAAUCAGACAGCUGCUUCUCUUCUAUUACAAGUGUCAGUUCCACCAACGAAGGAAUCUACCCCUGGAAAAUCCGCAAUGACUCGCUCUCUCGUGAUCAUGAACAUGAUAAGAAAAUAAUUUCUCGACAGCCUCAAGAUUCCUUAAGCAUCACAAAACAGUUAUCUUCCACCAGGUCGUACCAGAGGGAUAGUGACUCUUCAUCAGACAGCGAGUCCUGUGUGCGUGGUUUCAAGCUCUCUCCGUUAUCACGCUCUCUUCGUGCUCAGUCUCUCCAAGAGGAGCUCGUACAACGUAUUGUUCCUCCGAGAGAAUUCAUCCGAGGCCACGAUAGGGUUUCAUCACCAACCUCAAGUUUAGACACAAGUGAGCUCUCUAUGAAUGACAGUGUCUGUGGAUGCUUGUAUCAGUGCGAGUGUCAAACAGGAAUUCCUUCGGCUGAAGACUUCAGGGACGAAUUAAAAGCUAUUUCUACUUGUGUCUUGAAGGCGCGCAUCGAGUCUGCAUCUCUGUACAAAAAGCCCCCGGUGAAAUACUUCCUAGAUGAAGAGCAAGGAGAAAUGGAUAUUUUCCAUGGUCGUCUUCAAAAGAAAGAAAGUAAAAAUGUUCCAGUGUUGGUGAGAGUUAUUCUUAGGCUUCGAAAGCACUUUUUUGGUACAUUGGAAUCAAAAUCUGCCCAUGAUAACAAAACUCGAAGCGAUGCUAAUAACAAUGAAUUCAACCCAGUGGGAAAAAUCGGAGACCAAACAUCGGGAAGGAAGCAGCGAGACCGUAAAAUUACCUUUUCUCCUUCUGCUAUGCUCCUUAGCGCAAUUGGAGAGAAUUCAGCCGCUGAAGUGAAAGAAGUCAUCGAAAGGGAGAGAAUAGAUGUCAAUCAGCUUAGUCCAAGUGGUCGCUCGUUAUUGCACAAAGCGGCAGCAGCCGGAGAUCUUGAAAGCAUUCAUACACUCAUCCAGUAUGGCGCCAUGGUGAAUAUCAUAGACCAAGAUGGCUUUCCACCCAUUCAUUCGGCACUCAAAAAAGCUCACUUCAAAUGUGCCAUUCUACUUAUUGAAUACGGCACUGACGUUACACGGUACACAACAGAACGCAUCCGGGAAUUCUUAGAAAUUAAGGAAAUGUCAUUAGGACACUUGCCGGUUCUUCUUAAAACAACUUUGUGACUUUGUGACUUUACUAGUUAAAGCCAAGAUUAGACUCGAAUGCUUUACUCGACUAACAGCAGCCAUAAAUUUACAAACUGCAAAUUUAACGGUCUGCUUGAUGAAAUUAAUUAUGCGUUAGUCAGUUAUGAAUCUGAUUUAUUACAGUUGGCUUUAGUUGAGCAAUUAAGUGUUUGCGCUUUUUGGAAAUAAGUUUUCUCUAUUGAAAAAAGGAAUUUUCAUUGGGCAUAGAUCACAAACAUGAAUAACGAAAUAAAAAUGGAAAAAUAUUACGAAAACUGAAGAUAAAAAAUCGAAUUAUACUCUCAGAAGAGUUCGAAAUCGCGCCAUCAUCAUAAGUUGUAGGCGAAAAAAAGCGCUUUACCAAGCAUCACAGGAGUCAAAAAUAGCUUGACGACAUGACAUAUAAUCCCACAUCUGUCAGCAACGUACCUUCUGACAAGCGCUGGUUGGCUUGUUUUCAUGGGAUUUCAAGUUUCUCAUUCUGUUGCUUUAGCUGUGCCUUUCUCCAAAUCAGGCUCUUUUCUAAAUUUCCAUGGCUUUGACGACCAUUUCAUCAAACUUUGUGUCUCGAAAACUUUGUGUCAGUAUUUGAAGAACUACAGAAUCUGAACCCUUCCCUAACCCAUAGUUAACCUACAUGUAACUUGUUAUCAGUUGACUGUUGUUUGGUCGGGGAGGGGUAGAUGCGCAAUUGCUCAGCGAUACUGAAUUUGAUGCGCAGCAUAUAAAAGCUUGGUAACCACUUGCGAUGCAUUCAACAUGGGUAUUUCAAUUUCGAUAAGAAAAUGCUGCGGCGACUUAGUUUUGAGAAAUCGCUGCAAAUUAGUAGGCAUAACCUACUUGACGUUGUCUAUCGAAUGAACCAUUCAA
Stylophora pistillata is the source of this 4833-nucleotide messenger RNA. RefSeq lists its product as uncharacterized. Gene Ontology annotation, molecular function: protein binding. The record is from RefSeq and is a predicted model, not a curated record. Lineage: Eukaryota; Metazoa; Cnidaria; Anthozoa; Scleractinia; Pocilloporidae.